AUGGCUGAUGCUCAAGAUAAUCAUGGAAAUGAAAUUCCAAAUGAAUUUUUUUCAACAUUUCAUCAUAUCAGUGAACGACAAGAAAUAUACAGUAUGAAUAUUAAAAAAAAAACUAAUUUUGAAAAACUUAAUCUAUAUACUUUUUCAGAUCAAUUAGCUGAUGAAAAUCGAGUUAAAGAACUAUAUAAAAUUUAUUAUUCAGAUGAAUCAUAUAAUUCAAAAUUCAUAGAAGAAAAAGCAAAUCAGUGUUCAAAAAAAUAUCAGCUAAAAAUUCAAAAUCUUAAAUUAAGACAUGCAUAUUAUAUUAUAGACACUUCGACACCACCAGCACUUACUACCAUUUGA
Messenger RNA from Rotaria sp. Silwood1, 345 nucleotides. The record is from the annotation of a GenBank genome assembly. Lineage: Eukaryota; Metazoa; Rotifera; Eurotatoria; Philodinida; Philodinidae.